This is a messenger RNA of Bemisia tabaci, 3258 nucleotides long. Its product is annotated as mitochondrial genome maintenance exonuclease 1. Gene Ontology annotation, cellular component: mitochondrion. NCBI's taxonomy places the organism in Eukaryota, Metazoa, Arthropoda, Insecta, Hemiptera, Aleyrodidae. Gene Ontology annotation, molecular function: single-stranded DNA exodeoxyribonuclease activity. The record is from RefSeq and is a predicted model, not a curated record. Gene Ontology annotation, biological process: mitochondrial DNA replication.
AAAGCAUGUUAUCAGUUAUCAGUUAUGUGAAAAAUCUUGGCGUGUUCGGCUUCUUGUGUCUCAAUCGUAAUUUUUCCCUUUGAGGACAUCUUUGGCUUCCACUAAUGGUUUAUUGGAAUUGAUAUCAAUGAUGGCAACUGUAGUCAAGUGCUUCAAAUUUUUUACCAGUGCAUGUGCAACAACUGAUACGUUUCCAACCAUGCUUGUUCCCAGAACUUUUACACACUUUUUCCUAAAAGUACAUUCCAGCUCUAAAGCCAGAAUUAAAGCAUUUGAUCGCAUGAGAAUUAAUUCUGAAAACCGACUCAUGUAUGGUGACCUCCUAGAAACACAAUCUGAAAGGAAAAAGAGGCUGGCUAACAAGCGGGAAACUUCCAGCAAGUCCGAUGCUAGUGUCGAACAGAAAGCUAGAGGCGAAACCAGUCUUUCAAUGGAUAGUAAUAUCCCUGCAAGUGUUGUUGACUCAAAUAAUAUAUCCUUAAAAUUUUCUGAAACUUUAAAGAUCGAGCCGGCAUCACCAAUGGACAAGGAUUUCAAAGAUAUAGAAAAGAAUAUUGCGCAGUGUGAUAGUAGCAGUGAAGUUAAAGUAACGAUUGAGACAGAUUCAGUCACAUCCACCUCCCAGUCUUCAAGUGGAGUGAAAGAUAAUGGCAAUAAUUUGGCUGAGGAUCCUCAAACAAAUACAGAACGUUUUACUUUUCCUAUUGAAAAUGCAGAUAAACCAGAUCUUGAAAUAUCUGCAGACACUGAAUUACUCCUCGGAAGGAUCAUCACAAAAUCAGAUAGCCUGUACAAAUAUCCUUCAGUGACCAAAAUUCUAAACUUAACAAUGUCAGAAGCAUCCAAGAGUGCUCUUUUUCGAUGGAGAAAUAGGUUGAUUGCUGAACUUGGUGAAGAAAAAUUUCAAGAACAUCAUGCAAAACAACUUCAAUUAGGUACCUUAUUCCAUUCCAGUCUUCAAGAAUACUUACAGGUAACUCCUAAAGACGAAUCAGUUCUCGAACCUGAAUUGGAAGGAUGUUGGAAAAGUCUAGAGAGAGUUCUCCCUCGGAUAUCUACUGUCAAACUACUAGAGAGCCAUGUUGUACAUGAAAAAUUAAAGUACCGGGGAGUUAUAGAUUGCAUUGCUGUGUACAGGAAUACCCCUCUCAUCAUCGAGUGGAAAAAAUCUGGGAAGUCCAAAAGUAGUCUAGCCAUGACUUAUGAUGCUCCUUUGCAGCUAUCCGCAUAUAUUGGUGCCUUGAAUUAUGAUUCAAGCUACCCAUUCAAGGUUUCCGAAGGUCUAGUUGUUGUUGCGUAUAGUGAUGGUGCACCCGCAAAUGUAUUUCGUUUAUCUCCAGCGGAGUUAAAGCAUAAUUGGAAUGCCUGGUUGGAACGCUACAAAAAAUUUACGGAUAUGGUAGAGAUUGAAUCAACCUAAGGAGCAAGAUGCCGUGUGAUUAACAAGUUUCAACUAGUUCAGAAAAUUAUAAUCAGUCUUUUUCACCUCACUGCCAAUCCUUUCAGGUGUGCUGGCUCCACUAUGAAUAUUCAAGCCGAUUGUGAUAAUAUCAAUUAAGUUCUUACUCGUUUUUUUUCCAACCCUGUAGAAACUGAUCCUGAAUAUAUCAGGCUGAAAAUGAAGGUAAGACUGUUGUAUUCUGUUCAGUCAAAUCAUAUUUUUUAAGCUUUUUGCAUUAUUUAAGUUACCCUGCAGAAGUAAAAUUUUGUAAAGUUCAUGUAUUACUUGUUGUACUUUGUUUGAUGCAUUUAUUUGCGAAGUCUCUGAUGGACUUAAGCUUUGAAGUUCAGGAAUGGACCACUAGACAGGAUAAGACAUGUGCCCUGCAGAACAUGUUUCCUCAUCAAAAUUUCUCGUGAAACAAGAUGAACAUGUGAAAAAAUUUCAACAUCAAGUUACAAGAGAGAAAAAAAUGUAGAACAGUAGAUUCAAAUUUCCCACUCGCAAUAAAAACCAUAAUCAAUGUAGGUCUAAUCAGACAUUAGAAUCAACCCAUACAUUAAGCACAUAACUGGAACUUAACCAGAACUCUGAUUCAAAGUAUCUUUAAUUUUGUCCAAAAAAAAAGUUCGUACACAGUAGAAUUCUUUCAUCACAGAAAAUACCGAAAUUAGCUUUAUAUUCGAUUCGAUUCAAGUAAACUCUGUUUUUUUUCUCUCAGCAGGGAGUGUGAAUUAAUGUAAACAAAAACAGGUUAUUUUUUAACUUAUUAAUAUAGUUUGGAAAAUUUUAAUGCAUCUUUUGUAUCCUACGUUAAAUUUUGAUGAGGUAAAAUAUAUUUUGGUUUUUAAUUUCAAACCGAAUGCAGUGGUUCAUUGUUUACUUAAGUGGUGUUAAAGCACUAUAUAAUCAUCAAAAAUCGUGUAAUUUCUUUCAUUACAGCAAUAGAGAUAUUACACUCAGAAUAAGGAAUAUUUUAUAGGGUAAAAAUUUCAAGACAAGACCGCUUAAGAAAGCAAGACCAUAAGAAAUUAAGACCGCUUUAUUCUAGAAACUAACAGCAACAGGAAGUAAAAUAAAACUACUUUGUUCCAUUUUUUCAUUUUAUAAGUGCUGAAUCCAGCCACCUUCAUUUAUACUCUACUUUUUAUAGACAAAAAGUUAUGCUCAAAAGACCCACUUUCUCAGUUUUUCCUCUUUCAUCUUAAUGCUAGACAAAAAAAGUUCAAAAUCUUUAUAGUUUACCAGCUACAAAAAGAAGCCAUCUGCUCACCUUUUGAGGACUAAAAUCAAUGAUUCUUUAUUUAUUUGGGAACUCUUCAUUAUAAAUCUGCCUGCAGAGUUUUUUUUAGUUCCCACGUAAAACCAGACGCACUGUGGCAUUGUAGCUUUAGUCAAUAUUCAAGGAAGCUUUAUAAACCUACCCAAGAGGCUGUCUCUCAUUCUCCAUCUUGAUUCUUGAUCGUUCUUGAUUUCAAUGAAACGUUUAGUUUUCUGUUAACUUGUGUAGCCUUUCUUAAUUGUCUAAGAAUACCAAUGAUUAAGUCAUUACAUGGGUCUUCAAAUAAAAAUCUAAAUGAAAUCAUUAUUUCAAAUGAAAAAUUGGGUGGACCUAUUACAUUGGCUCAGUCAUACAUUUGUACAAUGUACACAGCUAUAUUUUAACAUUUUAGGACUUAAAGUGCCUCAACCUUAUCCCGGCAUGUGUUAAAACUGUGAAGUAAAGAUCUAGGAUUUCUUUCUUUUUGUCCUGCUCUAGACAAAUAAACUCAAUACUUGCCUGUCAUGAAUUCUUUCUGACAGCCCAAUUUUGCAAA